Messenger RNA from Zootoca vivipara (common lizard), 1508 nucleotides. It is a transcript of the gene RNF167, whose product is annotated as ring finger protein 167. The record is from RefSeq and is a predicted model, not a curated record. NCBI's taxonomy places the organism in Eukaryota, Metazoa, Chordata, Lepidosauria, Squamata, Lacertidae.
AUCUCCCAGCCAUGUUGCAGCGGAGGGGCUUGUAAACAGAAGGCAGCCCAGGGGAGACCACCCGGUGCGCCCCCUCCCCCAGCGCGAGCGUCGCCCCCUCCCCGUGAGCGUCGCCACCUGGGAAGGAGUCGCUGGUCUGCCCGCCUGCCUGCCAGGCACCAUGAUUCGAACGCAGCGCCCAUUUCCGGCGGCGUUCCUGGUCCUACUGGUUUUCCUGCUCCUGGAGCUGCCGGCUGCCCAGGGGUACAUUCACGCGAUGUCAGAUCACAAUUCCAGCAUGGAGUUCAACGACCUGCCGGCCCUCUUUGGGGAGCCCUUGCCGCACGAGGGGCUCGUGGGCUUUCUGGUGGAAGCCAAGCCGGCCAACGCCUGCCAGGCCAUCGAAGGCGCCCCGGUGCUGUCCAACGGGACCGUCUUCAUCGCCCUCAUCCGGAGGAACGACUGCAGCUUUGACCUCAAGGUAUUCCACGCCCAACAGGCCGGCUUCCUGGCCGUCAUCGUCCACAACGUGGGUUCGGACAAACUGCUCAACAUGGUCUGGGACAGCGAGGAACUACGCAAGCUGGUCACCAUCCCCUCCGUGUUCAUUGGGGAGACGGCCGCCAGACUCCUUCGCGACUCCUUCACCUACGAGAAAGGGGGCCAAGUGAUCCUGAUCCCGGAAUACAUCUUUCCGCUGGGCUAUUACCUGAUCCCCUUCACGGGGGUUGUGGGCAUAGUGAUGGCCGUGAUGUGCACUAUUUUGAUUGUGCGCUGCAUCCAGCACCGGAAGAGGAUGCGGAGGAACCGGCUCUCGAAGGAGCAGCUGAAGAAAGUCCCCGUCCACAAGUACAAGAAAGGGGACGAGUAUGAUGUCUGCGCCAUUUGCCUGGAGGAGUAUGAAGACGGGGAGCGGCUGCGAAUCCUGCCUUGCUCUCACGCCUACCACUGCAAGUGUGUGGACCCCUGGCUGACGCAAACCAAGAAGACGUGUCCCGUCUGCAAGCAGAGGGUGCUGCGCUCCCCGGAUGACUCCGACUCGGAGGGCGAAGAGGGUCCCCGUGCCCCCCAAGACGAGGAGGAGGCAGGGGGCCAGGGGGGCCACGGGGAAGAGGAGGAGGAGGAGGAGGGCGAGGAGGAAGGAGAGGAAGGCGACUCGGAGCGCACCCCCCUCCUGCGCCCCUCGCCCACCGCCGCCCUGGGGGGGCCCUCCUUUGGCAGCAUGGGGCAGCAUUCGCCCCCCUCUGCCGCCCCUCAGGGCCUCCUGGAAGAGGCGGGGGGCGAAGGGGACCAGGAUCGGGACCAGAGGAAGGGGCUUCUCCCCAGGGGCCCCCUCCCAGUCUAGCGCAGUGUUGGGCAUGGGGGGCGCGAGAGGGGCCCCCGGGUCAGGCACCCCACAGCCCACCCUAAAGGGAAGCCAGAAGGGGGGGCAGAAAAGACAACCCCCCCUUCGUCCCUCUGCUUUUUACCACUGAGCUUCCACUAUAUGUUAACUUUUCAGGGAGGGGGUGGUGGAAUCUGGGGGGGUC